Messenger RNA from Trachemys scripta elegans, 936 nucleotides. Its product is annotated as olfactory receptor 51I1-like. The transcript has a single exon. Gene Ontology annotation, biological process: G protein-coupled receptor signaling pathway. Lineage: Eukaryota; Metazoa; Chordata; Testudines; Emydidae. Gene Ontology annotation, molecular function: G protein-coupled receptor activity; olfactory receptor activity. Bases 1 to 936 code for a protein of 311 amino acids. The record is from RefSeq and is a predicted model, not a curated record. Gene Ontology annotation, cellular component: membrane.
AUGGUGGAUUUCAAUAGCACCAACUUCCAGCCCGCAACGUUCCAACUGGCCGGGUUCCCGGGCCUGGAAGCUGCUCACCACUGGAUCUCGAUCCCUUUCUGUGUGUUCUACGUCGUUGCCAUUGUAGGGAAUUGCACUAUUCUCUGCAUUAUCUGGGCAGACCGGCGUCUCCACCAGCCCAUGUAUUUGUUCCUUUGCAUGUUGUCGGUCAACGACCUCGGUGUCUCGCUGUCGACCCUGCCUACGGUGCUCAGCACCUUCUGCUUCAAUGUCACAGACAUCGUGUUUGACGCCUGCCUGGCCCAGAUGUUUUUCAUUCACUCCUUUUCCAACAUGGGGUCAGGGAUUUUACUGGCCAUGUCGUUCGAUCGCUUUGUCGCCAUCUGCAACCCGCUGCGCUACGCGGCCAUCUUGACCAACCCCAGGAUCAUGAGAAUCGGGCUGGCUGUUGUGAUUAGAAGCUUCAGUGUGGUUUUACCAUUGCCCAUUCUUAUUAAACGCUUGCCUUUCUGUCGUGCCGAAGCCCUCUCCCACGCCUACUGUCUGCACCCGGACGUGAUGAGGCUGGCGUGUGCGGACAUCACAGUCAAUAACAUCUACGGCUUAUGUGCUGUUCUCUUUGUCUUUGGAAUAGACUUGCUGCUUAUUGUCAUCUCCUACAUUCUGAUUCUGAAGACCAUCUUCAGUAUCGCCUCUGGGGGGCAGCGUCUCAAGGCCCUGAACACCUGCAUCUCCCAUGUCUGUGCUGUCUUAAUAUUCUACAUUCCAAUGAUCACAGUCUCUGUCAUACACAGGUAUGGCGAGAACGCCCCGCCUCUGGUCCACAUUCUGAUGUCCAGUGUCUACCUCUUCAUGCCCCCUGUGAUAAACCCCAUCGUUUACAGUAUAAAAACCAAGGAGAUUCGAAAGAGCAUCCUCAAAAUGUUCUCUAGGUAA